AUGGGGUUGAUUGCGUUCAGCAAAGACUAUAAGCAACUAGACAACUCUGCAGAGCACUAUGCCAUCGCGGCCAUGCAUGCACAAAUGGACAUGACCGCUUUGGUUACCCCUAUACCGUGGAUUAUGUAUGUUUUGGGCUGCAUUCCCGGCAUGAAGACACCACUCGAUCGUUUCACGGAUUAUUGCGCAUCCCAGAUGAAUGAAAGAAGAGCGGAAUGGCAUCAAAACACGAAAGAAAGACCAAUUGACAUCGUUUCUUGGCUAGUCCAGGGGAUGGACGAUCGUGACCCAUCGGCCCCACCAACUGAUACAGCAUUGUACGAUGACGGAAGGCUAGCCAUUGUUGCUGGAAGUGAUACAACCGGAGCGACAUUGGCUAAUAUCGUAUACUACCUUACAUCAAAUCCCAAGGUAUACCAAAGACUCCAAAAAGAGGUAGAUGAGGUGAUCUCAAAUGGAGGCGAUGCGUCUCAAAUUCCUUACAUCGAUGCCAUCAUCAACGAAACCCUCCGCCUCAAACCACCUGUUCCUGGUGGAAUGGGAAGAAUCACCCCACCGGAAGGUCUGACCAUCGACGAAGUUUUCAUUCCAGGAAACAUCAUUGUUAUCGUUCCACAACACGUGGUUCACCGAGACGAGCGCAACUUUGAACGAGCCUUGGAAUUCCUGCCCGAGAGAUGGGUGGAAGAGGGCAGGGAGAUGCACAAAGAUGACCGCGCAUUUUUCCCGUUCAGCUUGGGUCAUUACGGUUGUGUCGGCAAGCAGCUGGCAAUGGUGCAGCUGCGUCUCACUUUGCAGCGCAUUGCGAGCGAGUUUGAUCUCGAGUUUGCUCCUGGAGGAAGUCAUGAAAAGUAUGACGAAGGUGCGAAGGAUACUUUUACCUUGGUUUGUCCACCACUCGACAUGAUCUUCAGGAAACGAAGUAUAUCAAAUCACUUUUCGUGA
This is a messenger RNA of Penicillium pulvis, 945 nucleotides long. RefSeq lists its product as uncharacterized. The coding region runs from base 1 to 945 and encodes 314 amino acids. The record is from RefSeq and is a predicted model, not a curated record. Gene Ontology annotation, molecular function: monooxygenase activity; iron ion binding; oxidoreductase activity, acting on paired donors, with incorporation or reduction of molecular oxygen. Lineage: Eukaryota; Fungi; Ascomycota; Eurotiomycetes; Eurotiales; Aspergillaceae. The transcript is spliced from 4 exons.